Molecule: messenger RNA, 3386 nt
Organism: Cicer arietinum (chickpea)
Lineage: Eukaryota; Viridiplantae; Streptophyta; Magnoliopsida; Fabales; Fabaceae
Product: NAD kinase 2, chloroplastic-like
Biological process (GO): NADP+ biosynthetic process; NAD+ metabolic process
Molecular function (GO): NAD+ kinase activity
Source: RefSeq, a predicted model, not a curated record
AUAAAUAAAAGUAUUUAUUUAUUUAUUUUUCUUUAAAAAAAAAGAUUGUUGGUUGUUGAACUCCAAUGGUAGCAUGUAUCAACAUGGCAUUCUCCGUGGAUACAACCGUAAUUCUAUCAUCACCUUCGCACCCGUCUUUCUCCAAAUCAUUUCCAUUGUUCACCAACACUAGAAUUCUCGGCCUGGGUUUGGGCUUGGGCUUUGACUUUCAAAUAAAUGGAAGAAGAAGAAGAAGAACAAGUAUUCGGAGACAGCUGAAGUUAGUUAUCGCCGCACAACUUUCCAAUUCAUUUUCCUUCACCUUCGGACUCGACUCUCCGAACUUGAAUUCUUUCCAAUCUCAUGAUCCAUCAAAGUUGUCAUGGAGGGGACCAGUUCCAGGUGAUAUCGCCGAAGUCGAAGCAUAUUGUAGGAUCUUUAGGAACUCCGAAAGGCUUCAUUCUGCAUUAAUGGACGCAUUAUGUAACCCGUUGACCGGAGAAUGUAGUGUCUCAUAUGAGGUAUCAUCAGAUGAAAAACCUCAACUUGAAGAUAAAAUAGUUUCUGUCCUUGGAUGCAUGGUAUCCCUUGUGAACAAAGGCAGGGACGAUGUUCUUACCGGAAGGUCCACGAUCAUGAAUCCCUUUCAUGAUGCAGAGGUUAGCACAAUGGAGGAUACGCUCCCUCCACUCGCCAUUUUCAGGACCGAGAUGAAAAGGUGUUCCGAGAGUUUACAUGUUGCCCUUGAGAAUUAUUUAAUAUCUAAUGACGACCGAAGCUUAAAUGUAUGGAGGAAACUUCAGAGACUGAAGAAUGUCUGCUAUGAUUCUGGUUUUCCUCGUCAAGAAGGUUAUCCUUGUCCUACAUUGUUCUCUAAUUGGAGUCCUGUAUAUUUUUCGACUUCUAAAGAUGACACAGAAUCUGAAGACUUGGAAACAGCUUUUUGGACUGGUGGUCAGGUAACAGAAGAAGGAUUAAAGUGGUUACUGGAUAAAGGAUAUAAAACGAUUAUCGAUAUCAGAGCCGAGCCUAUAAGAGAUAAUUUCUAUCAAGUGGCUGUCAAUGAUGCUAUUUCAUCUGGAAAAAUUGAUUUAGUAAAAAUUCCAGUUGAAGUUAUGACUGCACCAACAAUGGAACAGGUGGUGAGAUUUGCAUCUUAUGUUUCAGAUAGCAGCAAAAGGCCUAUCUAUCUUCACAGCAAGGAAGGAGUUUGGAGAUCAUCUGCCAUGGUUUCCCGAUGGAGGCAGUACAUGACUCGCUCUACGUCACAUAUUGUUUCUAGUCCACCAAUUACUCCCUCUAACGUGUCCUCAAAUUCUACAAAUAGCUCUGGUAAACUGCAGGAUUCUUUGGUGACUGAAGCAAGAUCCUCCCUUGAAAAGGAUAUCAUUUCAUUACCAGACGGUUUCGAUGCAACACAUAGUUCUAUUGGCACACCUAACAGAAGUAUCUCUGAAAAGAAGUAUGAUGAAGACACACAAGAUAAUGCAGCCUUAAAUGGAAUUUCUCUUGACUAUAGGAUAUCAGAUGACGUCCUUGCUAAUACGGAAGGAUCUUUUCCAAGUUAUUCCAGCAAAAUUAACCCUUUAAAAUCUCAAGUUCCUCCUCGGGAUAUCUUCUCCAAAAAAGAGAUGUCCAAAUUUUUGGGUAGCAGGAAGAUCUCACCUCCCGACUAUGUCGAUUAUCAAAUUAAAAGGGUGAAGUUUUUACCGCAUUUUAAGAACAUGCCUGUUGGAAGACGUCAAGGAAAUGUGGUUGUUACCAAUGGCGCUAGUCCUGUGCCGAAAAUUGUGGGUCCCGAUAACUUAAAUGGAUCAGCCCAUGUUGAUUAUCCAUCUGGAGAGCCCCAUAACGCAGUUGGUGGAAAUCAGAAGUUAGUGAAUGGGAAUACUUCUAGUUCUGGUAGGGCCACUUUAAAUGGAUUUAGUCAAGGAGAAUUACAUUACAUGACUAAUGCAAAUGUCUCCAGCAUUGUGAAUAAUGAUAAUGUCACAACUAAAUCUCAAAUGGUUGAAGAUGGUACAGUUAAGGCUGGUUUAGCUUCACGUGUUGAAGAGGUGGGAUCUAUUGAAGGAAAUAUGUGUGCAUCGUCAACGGGAGUUGUAAGGGUUCAGUCAAGAAAGAAAGCAGAGAUGUUCUUGGUUCGGACGGAUGGAUUUUCUUGUACCAGAGAAAAGGUCACUGAAUCUUCUUUGGCUUUCAGUCAUCCUAGCACACAGCAACAGAUGCUUAUGUGGAAGUCUACACCAAAAAAUGUGCUGUUGUUAAAAAAGCUGGGGGAUGAAUUAAUGGAAGAAGCAAAAAUGGUUGCUACUUUUCUACAUCACCAAGAGAAAAUGAAUGUUAUUGUGGAGCCUGAUGUGCAUGAUGUAUUUGCUAGAAUUCCAGGUUUUGGAUUUGUGCAGACCUUCUAUAGCCAUGAUACCAGUGAUCUACAUGAGAAAGUAGAUUUUGUGGCAUGCUUGGGUGGAGAUGGUGUUAUACUGCAUGCAUCAAAUCUAUUCAGAGACGCUGUUCCCCCUAUUGUAUCAUUUAACCUUGGUUCCCUUGGUUUUCUGACUUCUCAUACUUUUGAAGACUACAAGCAAGACUUAAGACAAGUCAUCCACGGAAAUACUUCACGAGAUGGUGUCUACAUUACUCUUAGGAUGCGUCUCCGAUGUGAAAUUUUUCGUAAUGGUAAAGCAAUGCCAGGGAAAGUAUUUGAUAUCCUCAAUGAGGUGGUUGUUGAUCGGGGUUCAAAUCCGUACCUUUCAAAGAUCGAAUGCUAUGAACAUGAUCGACUUAUAACCAAAGUACAAGGUGAUGGAGUCAUCGUUGCAACCCCUACGGGAAGUACUGCCUAUUCUACAGCUGCCGGAGGUUCCAUGGUCCAUCCAAACGUCCCCUGCAUAUUGUUUACUCCAAUCUGUCCACAUUCACUGUCAUUUAGACCAGUCAUACUUCCAGAUUCUGCUCGAUUAGAAUUAAAGAUUCCAGAAGAUGCUAGAAGUAACGCAUGGGUUUCAUUUGACGGAAAGAGAAGACAACAACUCUCAAGAGGAGACUCGGUCCGAAUACAUAUGAGUCAGCAUCCCCUUCCAACUGUUAACAAGUUUGACCAAACAGGUGAUUGGUUCCGUAGCUUGAUCCGCUGCCUAAAUUGGAACGAGAGACUCGAUCAAAAGGCUCUAUAAUGCACACAAAAAUGAAGAACAGAUGUGCAUUAUCCAACCAUGAAGAUUAAACUUGUAUAAUUACUGUACAGAUUACUUAACUAAGAGAUGAUACUACCAUUAUAUUGCAUUGGCUUCCAUUGUAAAGAUAGGGUUUGCCAAUGAUUUUUCAACAUUUUAUAAUGGCACUAUUCAGUUGUAUAUACACACUUGUUAAGAAAGCAAUAAAUUGUUGAUAUUAGAAGCAGCUUA